Molecule: messenger RNA, 11201 nt
Organism: Pocillopora damicornis (cauliflower coral)
Lineage: Eukaryota; Metazoa; Cnidaria; Anthozoa; Scleractinia; Pocilloporidae
Biological process (GO): cytokine-mediated signaling pathway
Cellular component (GO): membrane; external side of plasma membrane; signaling receptor complex
Molecular function (GO): cytokine binding; cytokine receptor activity
Source: RefSeq, a predicted model, not a curated record
AUGUGUAUCAGUCUUUUUGGACGAGAAUCAGCCAAAGACUGUGUGGACCUUCUUGAAAAAGGUUUCAAACGGAAUGGCGUGUACCUCAUCAAACCCGAUAGCCAAGAACCUUUCCACGUCUUUUGCGAUCAAAACACCAAUGGAGGAGGCUGGAUUGUUUUUCAAAAACGUUUCGACGGAUCUGAGGACUUCGACAGAAACUGGUCUGAUUACAAGAAUGGAUUUGGAAACCUUACACAAGAAUUUUGGUUGGGAAAUGACAGAAUCUACCGACUGACUGAUCAACAUCACGAACUACUGGUGGAGCUCGAAGAGUAUGAUAAAUCAGUAGCACAUGCACGUUAUAGCUAUUUUAGCAUUGGUUCUGAGGAGAAUGGGUACGAGCUUCACCUGGGUUCUUAUACAGGGAGUGCAGGAGAUGUUCUCACAUAUCACAAAAAUGUGAAAUUCUCUACAAAAGAUAGGAGAAAUGAUGAAGGUUGCUCCCAAGAGUAUCGUGGUGGAUGGUGGUAUAAGUAUUGUAAUAUGAGUAACUCCGGCGUUAACUUCAACGGCUUUAACUUCAACAGCUUAGGCAGAAGUCCAAGAAUUUCCCCGGGGUCGAUGAAUUCAUUACCUAAAAAGUCUACCUCCAUGAAAAUCAGAGGAUUGACAGAUAACAUUCAUUGGAGUUUAUCGAGCGCCCACGGAAAUGAAAUCGCCGAUGACAGUUUUCUGUGGAGAGGAAAGGUUGAGGGCGAUGGAGUGGACAUGGACACUAACACAAUCAGCCUUCAAGGUGCAGGUCACGUGACUUUGGGACGUUUCGAUGACAGUUGCCCAGGAAACCCAACUAUGUGCGAGAAUGGUUUUACUGUGAGCUUCUGGAUGAAAUACGGAGUGAAAUUUGCAUCUUACAUUCUUGGACAAAACGAACUUUAUCACGAAGCCAUCGAGUCUAUGAUGUCAGCUGUAACCCCCAGUAAGAACAAAUGGAUUCGUUGUUACCACGCCAAGUCAGACGGCUUCACCGCGCAUGCGUUUCACUCACGAUGCGACAACAAAGGGCCCACUGUGACUUUAGUGCAAGUGCGCGAGUUCGUGUUUGGAGGAUUUUUGGAUCAGAACUGGGGAGGCCCUGAAGGUACAAGAGCAAUAUCUUCAAACUCGGCGUUCCUCUUUAGCAUCAAGAACGCAUUUGGGCUGAAACCCUUCAAAGUCAACGUUAAAGAAAACCAUAAACAGGCAGCUGCACUGAAUGAUCCGACUUCCGGACCAGUUUUUGGACAAGACGAUUUAAGGGUUACUUUUGACAACAAAAGCAUUCCCCUGUACGGUGUGUCACAUAUUGGCCAAGCCUACGACUUACCCCAGGGAUAUAAUAACACGUAUCAAGUAGAUGGAGCUGGACUUUUCGCUGAAACAAGCAUUUUUACCUGGGACGACUUAGAAGUAUUUUAUUACAAUGUGCCACAUGCUUCCCUUGGUGUCAGCAACCCAGCUACAGUUCAGAAUUCAGAAUUCAGUUCCUCGUCCGAAAAAUUCUUUCUCACCUACUCUGCAGAAGAUGCUCGAGGGGGCUCCGAAUGGUGUGCGUAUUACGAUGAUGAACAUCAGUGGCUAGAGGCGAUUAUCAGUUAUGACGUGCCAAAUGACCGUCAAAGUUUUGAAUUGAAGGCGAAAGACGAUGUAAAACCAGGGAUAACUUAUUAUCUUCUUAAUUCGAGCACGGAUGGAAAGAUCUGGAACGCACUUAAUAUGGGCAAGAAAAUUGGUGUAGGCAAGACCUUCCACUAUGAGAAAAAACUUCCCUAUGUGAGGUUCAUACCUGAGUCAUGGAAUUCCAAUAUCUGCAUGAAAGUAAAUAUACAUGCUACAAAUAACGACAAGAAAGUUGCCUUUGAGAGACUCACAGCGUCGUCUGAGAGGUGCAUGUCACCAGCUUACUUCGCUCGACUUCACCACACUGGGAAGUGCUUUUCUGCUUGGUGCUCUUCGCAUCGUUCCUCGGACCCUUAUCCGUGGCUGCGUGUGAACUUGAGUAGCCCGCGGUAUAUUCUCUUUGUUGCUACGCAAGGUUCCGACAAAGAACAGGACAGGUAUCAUGUGUCGUCUUACUAUCUCAGUUAUCUUCAUGAGGACGAUGGAAAAGCGACAAACUACACAGAAAAUGGGAACUUAAAGAUCUUCGAAGGGAACUGGGAUGGAUCAACUGUUGUUAAAAACGCAAUUUUGAAUCCAUUCACCACCCAAUCCUUGACGUUCCAUAUUGUUGGCUCGAGAUCAAAUGAAUGUUGCCUAAGAGUUGAAAUUUACGGUCCAAAAUGUAAACAACCUCUUGGAAUGGAAAAUGGCGCCAUAUCUGAUGCACAGAUUACUGGCUCGUCCUGGGUGACUCCUUAUGAGGCUUAUAAGCCCAGCCGAGCACGACUUAAUAUACGACACAGUAAAGAGCCCUACAUGGCUGGGGGUUGGGUGGCUUCCUCGCAAGAUGCUGAUCCAUGGUUGCAGGUCCAUCUCGGUAAUGAAACUUUUAAAGUCACUCGGGUGGCCACGCAAGGAAGACAUUCUUAUAACGAGUGGGUAAAGAACUACAAACUACAGUACAGUCAGGAUGGUGUGAACUUCAACUACUACAAGGCACGAGGACAAACAAAUGACAAGGUUUUUAAAGGAAAAGAAGACAGCGACAUUGUUGCUUACAGUGACCUCGAUCCUCCAAUCAGAGCGCGUUUUAUCCGAUUUAGACCGACAGCUUGGCAUGGCAAUGCAACAAUGAGGGUGGAACUCUUUGGUUGUCCAUCAGAUUGUAGCCCUAAACCUCUUGGGAUGGAAAACGGUACAAUCUUUGAUAGUCAGUUAACUGCAUCGUCUAGCAGUGGUUCGAAUGUUUCCGCCAAGUAUGCGCGACUGAACUAUCCCCGAGGUGGCGCCUGGGUAUCAAAUCCUCACUCAGGUCAAUGGCUACAGAUAGAUUUGCUUGACUACCACACAAGUGUAACCUCGGUGGCAACACAAGGAAGAUCUCUGGGGUACAGAAACCAGUGGGUGACGACUUACAAGCUGCAAUUUAAUAACCUAGACCACUCCUUCAAAUACUUUAAAGAAGAAGGGAAAACUGAGGAUAAGAUUUUUGCUGGUAACACAGACGGAAAGUCUACUGUAUCACAUGAUCUAAACCCACCAAUAACAGCACGCUAUAUCCGUUUUCUACCGAUAACGUACCACGGAUGGAUAGCUAUGAGGGUAGAGCUGUAUCACGGCUGUGGACAAGCUAACGAAGCGCAAGAUGAUACAAUCAUUUCGUGGCGAGAUACGAAUUCCAUCAGUGAGGAGAAAGCGUUUGAGUUUAAACAAGUGAAUGAUUUGUUUAAACCCCUUUACCAGCUGUCCGUCACAUCUGAAAAUGAAACUUACACUCUGAACAUUCCAAAAGUCCCCAUAACCUGGCAUCACGUGACAUUCACGUGGAGCAAGGCGUGGGGAUUAAAAUACUAUCAAGAUGGCGCUCUUGUCGCAGAGACAGGGAGGUCAGAGAAAAGCAUAUCUGUAACAGAAGAGGGAACGAACGGAUUGUUUAUCAUUGGAAAGAGGGUUCUGACCAGCAUAAUAAGCUCUGCAGAUAAUUUUCAAGUUCAAGGACUGACUGUGUGGCCUCGCCUUGUCUCUCAAGCACAACUGGAACGGGAGUUGGAAACUGUUACCUGUCACAUUAUGGAUCAGUGUCUAAAACAAAGUUAUAACGACGAUUUUGAUUGGUCAUUCGGAAUAAACUGUACGAAAACUCCCGGCACAGGUCCAUGUAGUGAUCACGUGCUCAGCAGUGAAGUUCGGCGUUCAUUCAGUAACGCAGCUUUCAAAAGAAAAACAGAGCAAUAUGACAGAGCCAACUCUUCUCGGAUGGUGGUUGAUGGUGACUUUAACUCGUGGAGUGAACUGGGGCGUGUCCAAAAGACAUGGUGGAAAGUAGACCUUGGGCGUGAGGGCCUAGUGACUGGCGUGCGAUUCGUACUCAAGCUUGCAAGCAAUGGAAGCAACAUAGAGUCAAGUCUUAAUGUUAUAAUUGUGAGAGAGACUGGAAAGAUUAAGGAGUCUUUGUGCGCAACCUUUAACAUAGGCUAUAUCGUUGAAAACGAGGUUGCUUACAAGGUGUCUUCUUGUGGUACGCCGUUACUAGGGAGAUUUGUUAGGGUGGAGAUGACGAUGGAAGGUCGCGUGGAAUGCAGCAGGAACAUAAUGUGUCCAUCUCCAGUAAUGAAUCUGUAUGAGGUGGAAGUCAUGAUGGUACAAUCUACUGGUUUCAUUUACAUAAACACUACAUCUCCUCGCGUUAAAGGAGAAAAGGCUCGAAUGAUGACUCGGUACAUUUUACCCAGAUACAACUGUCUGUCAUUCUCGUACCAUAUAUAUGGAAGUCACAUAGGAAGGUUGAAUGUAUAUUUCAAGAGUUACGAGAGUUCUGAGAUUCUUUUGUGGAGACUACAUAAGGCGCAGUCCAAUAACUGGCAUCAUGGAGAAAUCCUCAUUCAAACCAACGACACCUUUCAGAUAAUAUUUGAAGGGAUUGUUGGGAAUGGAAAUGAAGGUGACUUGGCCAUCGAUAAUGUGAUGUUCACAACAAAUAGCAACUGUUCAAUCACACCUCAUGCCGCUAAUCCGUCACUGAUGCAAGGUUUCAGAUCUGAUAUCAUCGGCCACAUCCCAGCAUACCAAGCGCGCCUCGAGAGCUGGUUAACGUCUGUUAAUUUUCAUGGAAAGCUCUGGAAGCCUUGCUACAGCGCUGCCAAAGAUGGAUGGGACAGUAGUAUUUUCCACGAGAAGUGCGAUGGAAAAGGAGCCACUUUGACAAUUGCCAGAUUUAACAACACUAUAUUUGGAGGAUUUACAGACCACAGCUGGGGAAGCUACCCCGAAGGCUACCGUAUCAGCACACAAUCAUUUCUAUUUCGUUUCGAAAAAAAGAUAGGCCAACCAUUCGAGAAUCAAGUUCUGGGGAUAAAACAGGUACAUAAAUUAAUUCAGUGGAGAAAGGACAGAGGACCCGUGUUUGGAGUGGAAGAGCUGGUCAUUACAUCGAACAUGAAACAAGCUACAACCAGUAACUUGACAAAUUACACUCAUCCAUCAGGUUCAGAUAAAAAUGGUUCAUCGACUGAAUACUUACUGGGGGAAAGAUUCGUUUCUCUUCACGCCGUAGAAGUUUUAGCCAUAGGAGAUACACUGUGUCAGAGUCAAUGUCCAUUGUACCAGUACUGCGAUGAAGUCAUGGGUUGGUGCAAGUGGGAUUCCGCUCUGAAAGAAGCUCGCUUUUGUGGUAUUGAUACCUGGACUUCCUACUGGCCUCUGGACAGUCACGUGAACAUGGUCAACCUAGGUGGGGACGAAUGGGGAACAUUUGAAGGUGCUGUGAGUACCACGCAAGGGGCCCGGCUAGGAGCUGUUCACACCGGUGGGGAGGGUGCUGUCAUAACACUGGGUGAAAUCAAUGACAAAUGCUUCACUGAACCUUCGUCCUGUAAAAACAGCAACAAUUUUUCCGUAACCCUGUGGUUCAGACACAGGACAACCUACUUAAAUCAUAAUAAUACUGUACAACAAACAUUCCUGUCCAUUGGAGACAAUGAAAACAUAGUAUUUAAAAUAUUCCGGCUGGCCGAGCAGACAGAAGAACAUCUCGCUGUUGAAGUAGCUGUGUCGUCGAGAAAUUGUCGUUAUGUCUUCCCCGUUCCAAAGUUUUUAUGGUCUCAGUUCGCUUUCGUGUGGAACACCACGGAUUUGAAUAUUUACAGAGAUAAUGUUGAGGUGGAAAACUUUUUUGUCACAGAUUGUUUUGCAAUAACUGACUUUUCCCCUCAGAGGGCAGUAGUAAUCUUGCAAGGUGAUGCAACGUUUGACGAUUUGAGGAUUUGGAGCAGAACACUCGAAGUAAAAGAGAUCGAGGAAAUGUUCACAUGUGUAAGAGCUCCACCGUGGACGUGCAGUACAUCAGACUGGACUGAAAGCAUAAAAACACAUGGAUUGUCAAAUUGUUCAGAGCCCAACUUCCUGCUGAAUGGAUUAAUCAGAGGAGAGAACGGCGGCUUGGAAGAUUACAUUGAUCGACUGGAAGGUGCAAUGUGUUGCUCUGCGCCACUGGAAUACAAAGAUGACGACUUAAAAUGUCGUAAUUCUCUAUACAGCAACAGUACUGGAAAUAAUUUACACUUCGACUGUUAUUAUGGCACCUUCCUCCGUGGAUUUUACCGCCAGGGAAGUUUACCAGCUACCUUCGAUGCCAUCACAAAAGGCCAAUGCUGCAAGCAUCGUAGCGGCCCAUCCUCUUAUCGUCAGUGUUACUCUUUUCAAAUCAGUGACUUUAAUAGACCCGGCCUGACUAAGUGUGAAGAACAUUACUACAUGGCGGGUAUACGCGUGGGCGCCUGUAGACAGUUAUACUGCAUCAAUCUGAUUAGAUGCUGCAGAAUGAAAACAAAUGAACGAGAUGAUCGAAAUCUUGAGAUUAGUCUGAAAGUAAAUUUGUUGGAUGAAACAUGGAAUGCCAAUCUAUUGAAUAGUUUACACGACGAUUUUAAUGAACUGCAGGGAAAAAUAGAAAAUAAUAUCAAGGAUAUUUAUAGCAAGGCUAAUAAAAAGCACUAUUUAGAGGAAAUACCAACACCAACCUUUAAGUCUGGCAGUGUCAUAGCAAUUUUCAGCAUGAUUUUUAAUGUUCCUCAGUACGAUUUAAUCUCUCCGCUCCUGGAAGUUAUCAACAAAACAACAGGACCGAAAGAAGUGAAUAAACUUGGAAAUAUGGCAAUACAGCUCUUAGAAGUUAAUCCACUCAACGUUUACGGCAAAUCUUUAAAAGUGACUGUCACCUUGGCUAACAGCUCAACCUUUCAACUGCAGUGGCAAUUUGCUGAGGACGAUCCGAAGUAUGGGACAUUUCAGGGGUAUCAAGUCUUGUACCGAAAAAUCAGUGAAAUUACUGAUGAAUUCUUACUGAGCAAUGACAUUAAGGAGAAUAUUACUCAAGCUCGGUUCUCUGUCAAAGAAGAAUGCGAGUUAUUUGAAUUCAAGGUCCGUGCCUAUUCUUUGGAGGGAUAUGGAAAACUAAGUGAAGCAGUCAACGCGUCGACUCCUUGUAAAGCCGUUCAAAAUAUUACUGCGACCGCGAUUACAUAUUCAACUAUCCGUCUUGAUUGGAGCCCCGUCAAGGGAGGUCUUUUUAACUAUUAUAACGUGACGUAUUCGAUUACUGAGGCGAGUCUUACGUGGCACGAGGUGGUUGAGCGGAGUUACUCUUGGGUAGAUCUUGUAAAUCUUCGUGGAAUGACAAAUUACAGCAUGAAAGUUGGUUUGAUGUUAGAAGAUGGUUUCACUCUCUGGAGUGAGGCUGUAACGAGUGAAACUCCUGAAGGAGCUCCGAGCGCUCCACCUGAAAAUGUGAUGUCCUACAACUUCAGUGCAACUUCUAUUUACGUCACGUGGUCUCCGGUUCAAGAAGAGUUCUUGAAUGGCAUCCUUCGUGCUUACCAAGUAUUCUAUCGAAAGUCGUCGGAUACAAUAUCGUCCCCGAUGGAAAUAUUCUCAACAGUUUCAUCGCCAUCAGUAAACAUUUCAGAUUUAGAUAAAUUCACGGUGUAUUCUGUGUGGGUGAAGGCGGUUACCACAGCAGCCGGUCCCAGCUCUAUCGUUGUCAACGUUACCACUGGCGAGGACGUUCCCAGCUUACCUCCCUCCAUUUUAUCCGCGUUCCACCUGAGCUCCACUGUUAUUCGUGUUGUUUGGGAUCCUAUACCUACCGAACAUAUCAACGGCUUGUUGUUGGGUUAUCACGUGACUGCUCAAAAAGUUGGCAGAGUAAAGAGAAGUGUUACCAUCGAGACAUUGAAUGCAACAUCCAUGUCAGUUGACUUAACAGGACUUAGCAAAUUUUCUGAAUACAAAAUAUUGAUCAGCGGAUUCACUAGUAAGGGUGACGGGAUUGAAGCAGAGAUCACAAGCUGGACUGACGAAGACACUCCAGACAGCCCACCAACAAAUAUUUCUGUACGGAACAACGGAAGCAUGACUUUGGAUGUCUACUGGAAUCCAGUUACCCAAGAGGACCUCAAUGGAAUAAUUCUUGGCUACAGUGUUUUGUUAUUCGACGCCUUGGGCGUAUUUUUAAGAAACGCGACGGUUAUGAAUUCCACCCAGUUAUAUUACCAGUUCAAGGACCUUGAGGCAUGGACCAACUACUCGGUGAAAGUGAAUGCGUUCACAUCUAAGGGGGCUGGGCCAGUUAGCUCCAGCAUUUUUGUACAGACAGGCGAGGACGUUCCUCUCGUCGCUCCAACUAACAUAACUGGGCAUAACACAAGCUCUACGUCUAUCUUCGUUGCCUGGCAACCAGUUUCCCCAGAAACAAAGAACCUCCGGGGCAUUCACCGUGGAUACAGAAUCUACUAUAUGCCACGUGAAACUUCCCGUCCGUCAGCGUUGAGUAACACAACUGUUGAUGUCCAUACCUCGGAAGCGGAACUGGUAAAUCUCUACAAAUAUACCCUAUACGACAUAUAUUUGACAGUGCGAACGAGAUGGGACGGACCAAAAAGUGGAACAGUCACUAUUUCUACCGAUGAAGGAAUUCCAGACAGCCCCCCCACAAAUGUCUCUGCACACAGUAACAUGAGCACAGUUGUGGACGUUUUCUGGAACCCAGUAAUUCAAGAGGAUCAGAAUGGCAUCAUUCUUGGCUACCAGGUCAUCUUGUUCAAUACUUGGGAUGAAUUCUUACAAAAUGUAACUAUCAUGAAUUCCAACCGGUUAUAUUACCAGUUCAAGGACCUAGAACCGUGGGUCAACCGCUCGGUCAAAGUGAGGGCGUUCACAUCAAAGGGGACUGGGCCAUAUAGUCCCGGGGUUAUCACAACGUUUAACGAGGAUGCCCCCCUCGUUGCUCCUGCAAACGUUACUGGACACAACACAAGUUCUACCUCUAUCCUCGUUACUUGGACACCAAUAUCUCCCAAGGACAAAAACAUUCGAGGCAUUCACCGAGGCUACAGUAUCUACUAUGUACCACGUAACACUUCACGACCGUCAUUGGCAAAGAGUGUUGCGGUCGAUGUUAAUGCCACGCAUGUAUAUCUGUCAAAUCUCUACAAGUAUACUUGGUACGACAUAUAUGUGACAGUGCGAACGCGAUGGGACGGACCAGAGAGUGAGACAAUCACUGUUUCUACUGAUGAAGGGGUACCAGACCUCCCUCCGGCAGACGUAACGGCCAAGCUACUGGACAAGACGGAAAUCAGAGUACGCUGGGGUCUAGUCCCUUUGGGUUAUCGUUGUGGUAUCAUAACAGGAUAUAGGAUCUCUUACAACUCCAGUGACUCAAAUACCAGUUUUAUUGACGUCCCAAGUGACGCUUCAGACGUCAUUUUAACGUCACUUGCAAAAUUUACCUUCUAUUACGUGUACGUUCAAGCUCACACCAUAAAAGGAAAUGGCCCGGCUCAUUAUCUGAAGGUUGCCACUUAUAUGGGAGUUCCUAAUCUGGGCCCACCAGGACUUACAGCAGAUAAUUGGAACACAACUCACUCAGUCACAAUCAGAUGGCAGCCAUUGCCUCUAUCAGAUGACUACGGAGACCUUGCUGGGUUUCGAGUUCGGUAUCAAUUGGCGAAACUCGGAGACGUAUCUGUCUCAGAAAGUUCUCGGAAGGAGCUGGUAACUUUUCCGGGAACCAAUCAGGUUUUACUGGAAAAUCUGGAACUGUAUGGGACUUACAGUGUUUGGGUGUCUGCUUUUACUCUCGAUGGUCACGGACCCGCAAGUUUUACUUAUGCAGAAACAUGUCGUUGCAAUAAGCACCUCACAACAAACUGGCGCCAACUGCCACCCUACGUCAGUGGAAAAAAUGCGGACCUACCCCUUCCUGAUGGAAUUCUGGCUUCUGUCCUAAGUAAGAUGGCAGUUACGUGUUGUCAAACCUGCCAAAGUCACGGUGAGUCAUUCCUAGAAUUCAGUCUUGAUGGCGACAAGAGGAACGCUGAGAAACCCAGUGAUGCAGCUUUGAAGGAAGCGAUUUCGGAGAAAACUGAGUUUCAUUUUCCUAUCCCGGGAUCCAUGGAUCAAGAGAAGUUCGGCGCGGAGCAUGGGUACUGGCCGUUGGUCCAGACACCGGGCGUUGCUUAUAUCGUAAACACUGGUGACAGUUAUACGCCAUCAGAUGCACUAAAUGAUACUUUACUUGACUGCUGGGCUGCUUUGCUUGUGGUUUUUGUGACUUCUCUGCUGGCAGGAUUAAUAAUAUGGAUUUUGGUGAGUUAUAACCAGUACACGACUUAUGAAGAGAUUGUCGAGGCGUUGUUAGACGGUGAAGUGACAGGAGCCUUAAUUGAUGCAUAUGUUCUUGGUAGCAGAAAGGAUUUGUUUGAAAAUCCCUCUCUUCGAGUCAUUAAAGUCUUUGACUAUUCCUCAGCGUACGGACUGGUGCUUAGCGGUGAAGCUAAAAAGCUCAGAACGUGCUUUGGAAAAUUUGCACAAAGCCACAAAAAAGAAAUUUUUGAAACUAUAGAGAGUCAUGUCGAGUCUGUGGAGGAAUCCUCGAUACCACUUGCAGUGGAAAGAACUACUGGGUUGUUUGAUAUCGAGGGUUCAAUGUUCCAAGCAGCUCUUAUUUUAUCGUCUGCUUUGUUGCUGGUGUUUGUCAUAGCAGGACUUUUGUGGGAGUUGGUAAAGAGAUUGAAAAUUCGACGAAUGGUGGCAACUGAUGGAGAUCGUUUGAAGCUAUUGACACAGAAUACAAAAAGCGAAAUGAGUGGCACUGUGAAAGAUUUUAUAACGGGAAUAGAAGCUUUAACAGAAGAACUGAAAUCUAAACACUCGAAACAGAGAAGAAAUCUUGUAAAGACACUGAAGUCAAAGCAACAGAAGGGCGUAUCUUAUAAUCUUAACGGGCGUUUUACAGAAGAAUCUACGAGUUAACUAAUAAUAAGUUGUGGCAGAAAUAGAGCGCGUCAUUCUCUUUGAAGUCAUGCAGCCUUGAGUGAACACUCACAAAACGUUGGACAUCAGAAAUAAAUAAAUAAGUUAGUAAUUAAAUAGAUAGAUAGAUGGAUAGAUGAAACAGCCGUAAACGUGCGUAAAUACCAAAAUACACUUUCCAUAAUUUUCCUCUAUCUUCUCCGCCCUGUUCCUCCAAAUACCACGCUUAUCAUUUUUUAAAUAAAUAUUAACAUAAUAUUUGCAUC